UACCUAUUCACGAGACACAAGUAAAAGAAAUUGUCUACCUAAUAAGAAAUCCGAAACAAAUAUGGCUCCUUCUUCUUUAGCAAUUUUAUGCAUUUUACUAGCAAUUUUCAGUUUCUAUGGAUCAAAUGCUCAAUUGAGUGCUAAUUUUUACGCAACUACAUGUCCAAAUGUUUCAAGCAUUGUGCAAAAUGUUAUUCAGCAAGCUUUGCAAUCUGAUGCUCGUAUUGGGGCCAGCCUCAUUCGUCUCCAUUUCCAUGAUUGUUUUGUCAACGGAUGUGAUGCUUCGCUUUUGUUGGAUAAUAAUGCAACAGCAAAUAUAGUAAGUGAGAAAGAUGCAGCGCCUAAUGCUAAUUCCGCAAGAGGUUUCGAUGUUGUUGACAACAUCAAAUCUGCUGUUGAGAGUUCUUGCCCUGGUGUUGUAUCUUGUGCUGACAUUCUUGCUCUUGCUGCAGAAGCCUCAGUUUCAUUGGCAGGUGGACCUUCGUGGAAUGUUUCAUUAGGGAGAAGAGACAGCAGAACAGCAAACCAGGGAGGAGCCAAUACUUCUAUUCCUUCUCCUGUUGAAGGCUUAAGCAACAUUACAGCAAAGUUUUCUGCUGUUGGCCUUAACGUUACCGAUCUAGUUGCCUUAUCUGGUGCGCACACAUUUGGACGUGCCCAAUGUCGCGUAUUCAGUGCCCGCCUUAACAAUUUUAAUGGCACAGGAAAUCCUGACCCUACCUUAAACACAACUUAUUUGGCCAACCUAAGGCAAAUAUGUCCUCAAAAUGGAAAUGCCACAACCUUGGCUAACCUUGAUCCUACAACCUCGGAUAGUUUUGACAAUAAUUAUUUUGCAAAUUUGCAGAAUAAUCAAGGGCUUCUGCAAUCAGAUCAAGAGUUAUUCUCCACAGCUGGUGCAGCAACUGUCUCAAUUGUCAACACAUUUAGCAGUAGCCAAAAUACAUUCUUUCAAAGCUUCGUUCAGUCAAUGAUUAAUAUGGGAAAUAUUAGCCCAUUAACUGGGACCAAUGGAGAGAUUCGGUCAGAUUGUAAAAGAGUCAAUUGAAGCAAAAGUUUUGACUAAAGGUUCUUUUUUCUUUUUUUUUUUUUUUCUGAAGCAAAGUUUGUUAGGCCAAGUCAGCAAGUUUUAUUAUGAACAAAGUUCUUUGCUUUACUUAAGUCAAGUGUUGUUACUUCGUGGAACUUUGGUGUAUUUGUUACUUUGUUGUUAUCUAUCUUAAAUGGGAAAUUAAUUUUGA
This is a messenger RNA of Nicotiana attenuata, 1241 nucleotides long. RefSeq names its product peroxidase 15-like. Lineage: Eukaryota; Viridiplantae; Streptophyta; Magnoliopsida; Solanales; Solanaceae. Bases 62 to 1048 code for a protein of 328 amino acids. Gene Ontology annotation, molecular function: peroxidase activity; heme binding. The transcript has 4 exons. The record is from RefSeq and is a predicted model, not a curated record. Gene Ontology annotation, biological process: response to oxidative stress; hydrogen peroxide catabolic process.